AUGAUUGCCUCUUCCCUCCUCCCGUCCCGAUUUCGGGGCGAGCAGCCUGCCUCCCAGGCAAAACCUCCCUCUUGGCUCAACACCAAGAUCACGCCCUUCCUACGUUCUGUCUCCGCGAUCACGGCAUCCCACCCGAUUCACACUAUCGUCGUAGUUGCGCUUCUGGCCAGCUCGUGCUAUCUCGGUCUGCUGGAGGAGAGCCUCUUCGAUGCGACAAGAACCGUUAGGACGGCCGACUGGCCCUCUUUGAUCGAGGGCAGCCGCAGUCUACACGCUGGGCCUGAUUCAGCAUGGAAAUGGCAAACCUGGGACUCAGAUGCCGUUGUUGGGACCGACGUUGACCAUUUGGCCCUCCUGACCUUCGUCUUUCCCGACUCGCUGUCCGACGAUGCCCCCAAGACGGCGCCGCUUCUAGAGACCAUUCCUCUACCGCAAAACAUCUCCAUCAUCUCGCUGCCAUCUACCUCCAACUCCCUUACCACCUAUUCUCAAGAGACCUCUGUGGCCCUUGCUGUGCCCUAUAAGCAGGCGCCCCAAUUCUUGGCCGCCGCGCAGGAGAUUCCCAACGAUAUCCCAAGCCAGGAGACACGCGAGACCGAACAUGGCAAGGAGAAGAAGAUGUGGAUCAUGAAGGCCGCCAAGGUCAGCCCACGGAACAGCGUCGUGGAGUGGGCUCAGAACGCCUGGUUUGACUUCAUUGAUCUUCUCAAGAAUGCCGAGGCGCUCGAUAUCACUAUCAUGUUUCUCGGGUACAUCUCCAUGCAUCUGACCUUCGUCUCCUUGUUCUUGUCCAUGCGUCGCAUGGGCUCCAACUUCUGGCUGGCUGCGACCACCCUCUUGUCCUCGGCUUUCGCCUUCAUGUUCAGCUUGGUGGUCGUCACUAAGCUUGGCGUUCCCGUCUCCAUGGUCUUGCUCUCCGAGGGUCUGCCAUUCUUGGUUAUCACGAUUGGAUUCGAGAAGAACAUUACUCUCACCCGUGCCGUCCUCAAUCACUCCAUCGAGCACAAGGCGGCACAAGAAAAGAACCGCAAGAGCAAGGACGCCACGUCAAACUACAUCCAGUCCGCGAUCCAGGUUGCUAUCAAGGAGAAGGGCUACGACAUUGUUAAGGACUAUGUCAUCGAAAUUGUCGUGCUCGUCCUCGGAGCUGCUUCCGGCGUCCAAGGAGGACUGCAACAGUUCUGCUUCCUCGCCGCAUGGAUCCUCUUCUUCGACUGCGUCCUGCUCUUCACCUUCUACACUGCGAUUCUCUGCAUUAAGCUCGAGAUCAACCGAAUUAGGCGCCACAUCGAGAUGCGACGGGCCCUCGAGGAUGAUGGUGUCAGCCACCGUGUAGCUGAGAAUGUUGCACAGAACAAUGACUGGCCCCAGGCCGACGGCAAGAAGACCGGCGCGUCUCUCUUUGGCAAGCAAAUCAAGAGCACCAGUGUCCCCAAGUUCAAGGUUCUCAUGGUCUCUGGAUUUGUGCUGAUCAACGCAAUCAAUCUUUGCACCGUUCCAUUCCGGGACACUGACUCCUUGUCGACCAUCUCGUCAUGGGCUGGUGGUCUCGGUGGCCUUGUCGCCAACCCCCCUGUCGAUCCUUUCAAGGUCGCCUCCAAUGGGUUGGACACUCUGCUGGCGCAGACGAACGCCAACAACCGGGGAGUCGUAGUUACAAUCUUGACUCCGAUCAAGUAUGAGCUGGAAUUCCCCUCGAUCCAUUAUGGCAAGGUCCCUCAAACGGCCACUGAUGAAGUGGACGACUUGGGCUACGGUCGAGUGGUUGGUAGUAUACUCAAGAGUCUGGAGGAUCCCGUUCUGUCCAAGUGGAUCGUCAUAGCAUUGGCCAUGAGUGUUGCUCUGAAUGGCUACCUCUUCAAUGCCGCCAGAUGGGGAAUUAAAGAUCCCAACGUUCCCGACCACCCGAUCAAUGUCAAGGAGCUUGCGCGAGCACAGAGAUUCAACGACUCCGACCCCACGACACCCGGCCCAUACGACAGAUCAGCUCGCCCAUCGCCUACGGAGGCUCAGCCGCCUACGCCCGCUGCUACCGACGACGAGAGCGAUGCGUCGGCCUUCAAACGCGUAGCUUCUACUGUCUCUAUCGUUAACGACGGUCCUCAACGUCCCUACGAGGAGCUUCAGAAGCUGCUUGCUGAGAAGCGUGUUCCCGAGAUGAACGACGAUGAGAUCAUCACUCUUGCACUCAAGGGCAAGGUCCCUGGCCACAGCCUGGAAAGAACUUUGAAAGACUGCACUCGCGCUGUCAAGAUCCGUCGCGCUAUUAUUUCUCGCACCAAGGCUACUUCAGAUUUUACCAACGUCUUGGAGCGAUCCAAGCUUCCUUACCAACACUACAACUGGGAUUUGGUCCUCGGUGCUUGCUGUGAAAACGUCAUCGGCUACAUGCCUCUGCCGGUUGGUGUUGCGGGGCCUCUGGUUGUUGAUGGACAGAGCUUCUUCAUUCCUAUGGCUACGACGGAAGGUGUUUUGGUCGCUAGUGCCAGUCGUGGCUGCAAGGCCAUCAAUGCUGGAGGUGGUGCCGUGACGGUGUUGACCGGCGACGGUAUGACCCGUGGACCUUGCGUGACCUUCGAGACUUUGGAACGCACUGGAGCUGCCAAGUUGUGGCUCGACUCCGAAGCCGGCCAGACCGUGAUGAAGAAUGCUUUCAACUCGACCAGCCGCUUUGCACGACUUCAAUCCAUGACAUCCACUAUUGCCGGAACAAACCUUUACAUUCGUUUCAAGAGCAGGACAGGCGACGCUAUGGGCAUGAACAUGAUCUCCAAGGGUGUCGAGCACGCGCUCGACGUCAUGGCGAACGAGCAUGACUUCCAGGACAUGCAAAUUGUUUCUCUGUCCGGCAACUACUGUAUUGACAAGAAGCCCGCCGCUAUCAACUGGAUCGAAGGAAGAGGCAAGAGCGUUGUUGCUGAGGCCAUCAUUCCCGGUGAUGUCGUCAAGUCGGUGCUUAAGACUGAUGUUGACACACUUGUCGAGCUUAACAUCAACAAGAACCUGAUCGGGUCCGCCAUGGCUGCCAGCGUCGGAGGUUUCAACGCCCACGCCGCAAACAUGGUGGCCGCGGUCUUCAUUGCCACUGGCCAGGAUCCAGCCCAGGUCGUGGAAAGUGCAAACUGUAUUACAAUCAUGAAGAAUCUCCGAGGCUCCCUCCAAAUCUCUGUCUCGAUGCCCUCCAUCGAAGUUGGCACGCUUGGUGGUGGUACCAUCUUAGAGCCACAGUCUGCCAUGCUGGAUAUGCUGGGCGUGCGCGGUGCCCAUCCGGUCACUCCAGGCGAGAAUGCCCGUCGCCUCGCGCGAAUCAUUGCUUCGAUCGUGCUGGCCGGCGAGCUGUCGCUUAAUGCCGCCUUGGCCGCCGGUCAUCUGGUGAGAGCGCAUAUGGCUCACAACCGAUCCGCACCUCCAACACGGGCCAGCACGCCCGCGCCGCCCUCUGGUCUGUCAAUGACCAACAUGAGCGCCGCUGCUGUGGAGAGGGCCAGACGUUAG
Messenger RNA from Diaporthe amygdali, 3495 nucleotides. RefSeq lists its product as uncharacterized. The transcript is spliced from 2 exons. Gene Ontology annotation, molecular function: hydroxymethylglutaryl-CoA reductase (NADPH) activity; protein binding. NCBI's taxonomy places the organism in Eukaryota, Fungi, Ascomycota, Sordariomycetes, Diaporthales, Diaporthaceae. Gene Ontology annotation, cellular component: peroxisomal membrane; endoplasmic reticulum membrane. The coding region runs from base 1 to 3495 and encodes 1164 amino acids. Gene Ontology annotation, biological process: isoprenoid biosynthetic process; coenzyme A metabolic process; ergosterol biosynthetic process. The record is from RefSeq and is a predicted model, not a curated record.